Molecule: messenger RNA, 828 nt
Organism: Angiostrongylus costaricensis
Lineage: Eukaryota; Metazoa; Nematoda; Chromadorea; Rhabditida; Metastrongylidae
Source: the annotation of a GenBank genome assembly
AUGGCGGUGGACAUAACUAAUACGACCGUCCGCAUAAUUGAGGAGGACUGGAUAGAUCUGUGCGAGGAUGGAUCAUUGCUUGAUCAGACCGCUGUGCGAUUUUCAUUCAUCUUCAUCUACUUAUUCGUAUUCAUCGUAUGUUUACUUGGCAAUGUUUUCACAAUUGUCGUCAUCGCACUGCACCCAACAAUGCGAACCGGUACCAAUUACUUUCUGGCGAAUUUGGCGCUUGCUGAUCUUCUGGUGGCAGUGUUUUGUAUACUGCAGAAUAUGGUGCAUAUAGUGGGAUUCUACCAUGGCAAUUGGACGCUGGGUACGGUACUCAGCGCCUUACGGCGAACUAAUGUGCUAUAUCUACAUCUUCAUGUUACAUUUCAUACCGUGUUUAAGCGUCGGUAUAUUAGUAUGCGUAUCGAUGGAGAAGUAUUUAGACUUCGCAUCUGGGUUACAAUAUCCUUUGUGCUGUGGUAUGUUGUGCCAUUGGCACUAUUAGCAUUGAUGUACACAAAUAUCGGCAUAAUGUUGUGGAGAAGCGGCAGUUGUGUAAUUACCGUAACGCGACCGAGUAAUGAUUCUCAAUGCAAUGCGCCGUCUGGUCUAUCAUCACAGAUGUCAAAUGGAAAGACGACCAUCUGUAGACAAGAAUCACUGCUACAAGUGACUGACGAUUUGGGUGCGAAAAGACGUCAACGUGAUCUAACCGAAACUCGCAGAAAGGUUCAGUAUUCAUCACCACUGCACAACUACGAUAGAGCUACACCUGCAUGGGUUCGUUGUCGUGUUGUGCCAUCACCACCAUCGCAUGUUCACCUACAAAGUUGUAUCUGA